Messenger RNA from Bicyclus anynana (squinting bush brown), 2327 nucleotides. Its product is annotated as circadian clock-controlled protein daywake. The record is from RefSeq and is a predicted model, not a curated record. The transcript has 5 exons. Bases 351 to 1103 code for a protein of 250 amino acids. Lineage: Eukaryota; Metazoa; Arthropoda; Insecta; Lepidoptera; Nymphalidae.
AAUCGGACGUGUGACGUACCAAUUUUGUGUAACUACGUCUGGCUUGCCACCGUGACUUCAGAAUAGGCCCGUUUUUGAAUGCACGCAGUCAAUCGCACGGCGUGCAGUCCGAAAACAUUUUAUAAAACGGAUUAACGUUCGACGUCGGACUCAACGUUGCGUGGAAAGCGGGCUUCAAGUUGGCAAAGAGCUGACCGAAUUUGUGCAACCUAAAAUGAGAAAGAACAUGUUCAAAUUAACAUAAGAAGCACGCAAGGUCAUCGCACAGUGCGCCAGUGUGUCUCCAGUAGACCGCAUCAUACAGUGAGGGAUUUUCUGGAUACUUGAAUAGUGCAGUUUUGAAUAUAACGAUGUGUGAAAAACGUGGUAUAUUCGCUUUUCUCACGGUACUAUUGGCCUUCGACGGUUACACCACAGCCCAGUUCGCGCCGGAUUUUAUCCAUCCAUGCAACAACACAGAGUCAUCCUGCUUAAUUCAAGCGACGCAAGAUGCCAUACCCGAGUUCUCUAAGGGCCUGCCAAACCUUGGAGUGCCGGCGUUAGAUCCGUUCGUAAUUGAAGAGCUGCCUAUUCAGCUUCCCGGAGUCAAAGUCACGUUCCUUCAGGGAAAAGUUACUGGGCUAAGGAAGUGUCAGGUGUUGAAUGUAGAAGCUUAUCUAGAAAGAAAUAUAUUCAUGCUGGAAAUUAAAUGCAACAUAACAAUCAAAGGAAAGUACACGGCAGUCGGAAGGUUGCUACUGUUUCCCAUAAAUGGAGAAGGUGAUUCUAAAAUAAAAAUCGUCAACUCGGUCAUAAAACUGAACAUAAAGACGAAGUACUUCAAAGAUGCGGAGGGCCGAGAUCACUUCGGCAUAAAAAAUUACAAAUACACGUUUGACUAUGGCGACAGAGUCCAUUAUACCAUCAACAACCUAUUCAAGGGGAACCCGGAAUUGAGUAAUACAGUAUUACAAUUCUUGAACGAAAACUGGAGGGUAGUGACUGAAGAGUUUGGCCAACCGGUUGUCGAAUACGCAAUGAACGUCACCAUUGAGACUGCGAGGAAGUUCUUCAAUGCAGUACCCUAUGACGAACUGCUUCAUGUGCCUAUACCAAAAUACUGACCAAUAAGUUAACAAAUAUUUGUGCCAAUUUCCUCAAAGUAUUGAAUAUGGAGUAUUUUUUCUAAUGUUUGGUUUAAUUGGACAUUGCUCCCUGGCAAUCAUUGAGUUACUGUGUACUAGUAGAGAAGCUGUUACAAACACAAAUCAUUUCGCAACAUAACGGCACAGGACUGACUGAUUGCAAAGUAUUUGCAGCAGUCAAUUAUCUAUAAGAUGCAGCUUUAAAACAUUAUACUAUUAAAAUAUACAGCGCUAGAUAGCUUAUAGUAUUGUUUUCUUGUGGCUAAAAGCCAUAAAUUAGUAAGCACUUACACGUUUCACUCAACAGUAAGCUAGCAAGACACUAAAGUGCAGCGAUAUCAUCGCAAUUGAGCGGAACGCAGUAAUGACUAAUGAUGAGUAGUGUCUUCUCUAGUACGUAGUACUCAAUGUCUAGAAUAUAACAACACGACAGUUCACAUGUUGAGUCAAACCAAAUUCGUUUUUCUGUAUCCAUCAACUUCUUUAUCUUCAUUCAUCCAGCAAAAUACUCGCAUUUUUUUGACUAAAUGUGUAGACGGAAAUAUCUGUAAAAGCAACGAAAAAUGAGUAUAUUAUAACUGAAUAUGUAAUUUCGAAAAGCACAUGUCUGGAAAUUUAAAAUGUCCAGGAAUUUAAAAAAAACUUAUUAUUUUUCAAACCAGUGUAUAAUUUGUAAAAAUGACUAUUGUGUUACAUUUUGGUGUUAAUUAAAAUUAUGUAGUAUAAAGUUAAUCUUAAUAAGUUAUUACAUAUUUAUAUUUGUGAGAUGUGCCCAUGUGCCUUUUUCGGAAUUGCAUAUUCAACUAUAAUAUUGGUCGACGCUAUAGUGCGCUAAAAAUUUUGUCUGCCAAUGUACUUCUAAAUCUCAAGAGACCUAUCCUACAUCAUUGAAAAACAUUUUAUUAUUUUAUUUAGUUAUAUCUUAUUAACAUUUUUAAUGUUGUAUCUAUCAAGAAGUAAGUUAUUGUAUUAAUAAGUUAAUGUUAAAAAUGUAAUUUAACUGCGUUUUUAUGUUGUUAAUAAAGAUUUUUAAUUAAUUCUAUUACAUAAAAGCAAAUAGAAUACAUUAAAAACAAAAAAAAUAGUUAAAUAUUUUUCAUGAGGCAUAAAGUUUAGAGUAAGUAAUAUUUAAGUAAAAUUUCAUGUAGUUUGUACAUAAUUUAACCUUACCUACCUAAUUUUUUAUAUUAAAAAUAAAUUCAA